CUUCCAACGUCCUUGUAACACGCAGUCUUGGAAUCAAACAUACUAGUAUUCCGCGUAAGUGGAUCGAAAGUGCGAAGAAUAAUCUCACCUAACUUUGCCGCCGCGAAUUCCCGUCAGACUCUCAUCGGAGUGAUCUGGUGUACCGUGGGCCGAGAUUAAUUUGUUGUAGGAAGACAAGACGAAUAGUUUGGGGUCAAAAGUAUCAAGAUUAGAAAAUUAAAAAUUCUAAGCGGGAAAGAAAGUGAUUUUUUUUCCUCGCGAGUCAUCCCUUUGCUAAAGUUUGUGAUUUGUGACCAUACAAGUGGAAUAAUAAUUAAAUAUCAUUUGCAUAACAAUCGAGAGACCAUGAGAGUGAGAAUAAUUCUAUCAAUAGUGUUGGUCAUAUCAAUUUUUUCGCCGCCGAUGUCCGCUGCUCUCACAACUUUUGGGAAAAGCAAUAAUCAAAACUCGAAUCCACCGCCGCCACCUACACCAACUGGUAAAGCUCGCGAGUGUAGGAUGGAAAGUGACUGUGCUGGAAUUCAGAAUACAACGUGCAUGGCGGAUCACCGGGAUGGAAAAACUCGAUGUCUCUGCGGCGAUUACUCGGCACCACUUAAUGGCGCCUGUCAUAUUAAAUUCAAAGCACUUCAUGCAUAUUGUAGUUCCGAUGAUGAUUGCGUAAUAGAUGCCCAAUGUGUGCAACGUAACGGCACAGCGGGAAAACGUUGUUAUUGUCGAGAAGGAUUUUUUGAAGAAUCUCCAUUUUAUUGUGACGGUUGUUCAUCCAUCUUCACGUUACACACAAUGACACUUCUGGCUGCUUCGCUCGUGCUUGGAAGAUUUACCAACUAAUAUCUAAAAUAUUCAAGCUUAUAGAAAAUUAUUUCGAUAACCCCUGAGUUUGUACGAUAACCCACAAUGGAAAAACAUUAUAAUUCUUUGAGACAACGAAUUCAAAGAGAAGUCGCUUAGAAAUACACUUAUUUAUAAAAGUGUCUAUUUAGUUCAAUGAAAGUGUUUAAGUAGGAUGUACGUUCAAGUUUCAAAAUGAUAAUGCACAUUUAUGUGUCAACUAUGAAUUACGAGAUAAUCUUUAUCAGAUAUAAAAUAUUUCAGCAGUCUCGCACUUUUUUUCAAUUAUACUUUUUAAAUUCUUUAGAAAAACAAUAUUCGUCUUCAACGAAAAUUUGUUUAAUUUUAUAAGUAAAUUUUCAACAAUCUAUUGUAAGAAAUUAUAUGUAACGGAGAUUUUGUGUAAAUAGCUUAGAUAUUAAAUGUAACAGUAUUUCAUAAUACUAUUAUAACAACUAUUAUACAACUAUCGAAUUCUAUAGUAUUAUAGUUUCAUACUAUUUAAUCUAAAAUCAGAUAGCACAAAGAUUAUAAUUUUCUCAGUGAAAUAAUUGAUUUAUUUGUAGUUUUAUUUGUAGUUCAGGAAAAUUGCACGAUUUCUUAUAUAGAGAAUAGUUUUAUAUAAGUAUAUAAAAUGCGUUAUAUAUUACAAAUAUAUACUUGUAAAGUUUAUAAUUUUCUUGUGAUGUCUUUUAAAUUUAGAAAAUUAUCUCCAUAUUUAUCAUCUUCAGUAAACCAAUAUAUCAGUUUAUAAUCAAAGUCUAUACAACUGAUGAUAAGAUGCAGAAAAUACUGUAUUUAAAUUAUAGAAUCAAAUUUAAAUAUUUUCAAAUUUCUCUGUAGAAACAAUAAGUAGUUCAGAAUUUUUAGUUGCUUUUAAUUUUAGAAAUGUGAAAAUAAACAAUUUCGCUGCAUCCGGAUAACUUUUAUAGUCACACAACAAAUAAUUAUGUCUUACAUCAUUGUAUUAACAAUUAGUUUUAAUAUUAAUUUAUAACUUAAGUUCGUAAUAAAAAGUUCAAAAAGUGAACGUUAAUCACUUUAUACAAUCAACAGUCGUAAAUAAGUAAUCUUUGUACUCGUUUUACAAGUACAAACAUUCGAUGUACACUUGUCUUCGUAUAUUCUUAAUACAGCGUUUUAAUCAAUCGUUAAAGUUACUACAAGUUACUACAAUUAAAAUAUAUUAUCAUAAUUGUAGGCAGUUAAAUUGGGAUAAACACUCUAUUUGUUUUAUAAAAAUUUUUCCGUGUUUGUUGUGUGCAAAUAUUUGCCAUUUAAUUACUACUACAGUAUUCUUAUUAUGUUGUAUAAUAAUAAUUAUUAUUAACACCAGUUCAAAAGACUAAAACAACGUAACAUGAAUAUUAUAUAUUUCAGAUAAAAUUUACUACUAGAUGUUAAAUUUCACUAUUUUUAGAAUUUGAAAUAACAAUAUAAUGCUUUGAUAGUAAAAUUUUGCAAUGUAUAUGAUUAAACUUCGUAUUUCAACUGCAUUCGUAAAGAGAUGCACAUAUCAUUACAUGAUAUACUUAGGAUAAUUCAUUCUUAUAUCAUGUUUCCUCAAUGCACAAGGUAGAUAGAUGUAUAACAAAAAGAGAUUCGUAAAUUGACAAGAAUGUCCUCACAAAGAUGCAAAAUACACACAAUUUUCUAAAUACUUUAAAUUGUCAUAUUUUUUUGAUGAAAAAUAUAAAUUUUUGCCAAUUACGAAUAUAAUCAGUUUUUUAAUUAAUAUAAAUGUUACAAAUAUUAAUAUAAAUGCACUCGAUAUAUUUAUUUCUUCGCUAUUGUUACAUUUAGUAAUCGCAUAGAUUAAUCGCUGAGUUUAAUUGACAUUGUAAUUGUAUUGAUAGUAUAUCUUUUGUAAACUUUGUAAUGUGAUCAAGAAAGCGUAGUAUUAACUAUUGAUCUUACUCUAAUGUCGUUUUAUGUAUUUGGAGAUUUCAUGCACAAAUAAAGUCUUGAACCUUUUCGCAA
Molecule: messenger RNA, 2814 nt
Organism: Wasmannia auropunctata (little fire ant)
Lineage: Eukaryota; Metazoa; Arthropoda; Insecta; Hymenoptera; Formicidae
Gene: sosie
Exons: 4
Coding region: 346-834 (162 amino acids)
Source: RefSeq, a predicted model, not a curated record